CGCGCGACGCGCGACGCGCGACGACGACGCGACGACGCGACGGUGCGCGGAGAAAAGAUUCACGCGUCGGAUUCAGGGAUCGGCGCGGGCGCGACGGCGGUCGCGCGCGGGAAGGCGCGCGCAUUCAUUCGUCCGCGGCACCCGCGCGACGGGCGAAAAGCGUCGGGGAUUCGAUUCGAUUCGACGGCGGCGCGCGACGCGCGACGGGGUGAGGGCGACGCGCGAUCGGUGGAGACAGGGAGAAAUGAUUUCGCGGCGUCAUGGCGCGCGCGAGCGAUGUCGGAGAGGCGCCGAGCGAACGCGAGAUCGCGGGGGCGUACGGCGCGGCGGCGACGCUGUUGGGGUCGAGCGCGGGGGCGCGCGGAGGCGCGCGCGCGCGGCGAGGGGAGAUUCCGACGUCGCGCGUGGGAGCGCUCGUCAGAGCGCUCGGGGCGCACGUGGGGGCGCACGAAGACGAUAUGCUGCGACGGUGCGAAAAGAUUGUCGAUCCCGAGGGGCGAGGGAGCUUCGCGCUCGGGCGGCUGCGAGACGCGCUCGCGGCGCUCAGGGACGAGGGGCGAUUGCCGACGCGCGAGGAGGAAGGAGGGAAAGGGACGGGAGAGGUGGCGAUGACGACGCCCGUGGUUUCGACGGGGAGACGUGCGACGCGCGCGACGGCGACGGCGACGACGACUACGGAUGAUCGGAAGUCGGUGUUGAUCGUGGACGACGUGGCGUCGGUGCGAAAGUUUCAGGCGGGGCAAAUCGGAAAGAUGGGUUAUCAAAGCAUAGAGGCGGGCGAGGGCGCGGAGGCGUUGCGAUUGUACGGAGAAAAUCACGCGGAGAUUCAAGGGAUUUUGAUGGAUUUGAUGAUGCCCACGAUGGAUGGAUACGAAAUCGCGACGGGGAUUCGAGCGAUGGAGGAGAAGCAGGCGCUCAGGCGUAUGCCCAUCAUCGCCGUGACGUCGCUCACGGACCAAGAGCUCAAAGAACACGCCAGUUCUGUGGCAUUUGACUGUCACGUCGAUAAACCGACUUCAAUGUCCAAGCUGGCCACGAUUUUUGAAUCCAUGCGCAUGGCGCCGAGCUUGAGUGCCGCCGAGUUGCAAGCCAUCGGCGCGGCGAACGCCGCAAAGCUGGAUCCUCACGGGACGAAGCGUUCGCACCUGCCGGUGUCGAGCAGCGACACGACUUCGGACGAUGGCAAACACGGCGGCUCUAACGAUGGGUCAAGCGACCAAAACGGUCGCAAGGGAUCGAAUAGCGACGCAGAUCCAGACGCGCGAUCGAGCGGGGAUUCGGGUAACGAACAACGAUACGUCUCGCAGCGCGCCGACGGGCCUUGCAAUAGUUCGAAGCGACCGGGCGCUACCGCGUCUGGUGCGACAGCGGUCGCACCGAAAAAGACCGGUACGAGUGACAAUGGUAGUGGUGGUAACAGCAACAACGGCUCGAGCGACGCCUCGAGACAAGGUGUCGCCGACGACGCAGAAGAAAAGAGCACAGUGGAUAAGGCGGCUCCGGCGGACAGGAACACGACAAAACAGCUAUCACCGGCGCGAGGCACGCAGACGGGGACGAAAGCGCACGAGUCAACAAAAACCGACACAGCAGUUGCUGCGGAAGCGAUGGGGAAAACGACUACGACGCAGGAUCGAACGACGACUGGCGUCAACGCCGUCGACGCGGGUUCCAAGCCGGUGGAAAGUUCGCAUCGCCCGUGUGCAAGAUGCGGUUCGGAAAAGACACGAUUUUGUUACUACAACAAUGGGUUACCGACACAACCUCGACAUUACUGUCGAUCGUGCCAAAGGUACUGGACCGAGGGCGGAACGCAGCGCAAUUUACCAAAGGGAAGUGGUCGCAGAAGGGUAGAACGACCCGACGGUGCGGCAGCGCUCACCGCUCCCGUGAAAGAUGCCGCGAAGAAAAACGCUUUGAGUACCGCCGCUGCUAUCGCGCACGGUGCCAACGCACAAAACGAGAUGCAACGCGCGAUAUUGGUACUCAUGACUCAAGUUGUCGGCUUCGAUGUGGACCAUGCGGCGAAUAACGCCGGGAUGGUAGCGUCGCGCGCUGGAGAAGAAGUCGCGCAAAUCGUGCUCCAAAAUCUUGGUCAUAGCUCAGAAGCGAUAGAAAUCGCUGUGACAUUAGCCAAAACCACGGGAUGGCGCAUCGGAAUAUCCGUUUCAGCUGUCGCCACCGCUGCAGUAAGUCAAGGCUUGAAUCAGGCCGAGAUUGCGUCUUUGAUUUCCACGCAGUUGCCAUUUUUGGCCAACGCGCUUGUUCGCGAGGUUUCCGAACAGGUGAAAACUAUGGAACUUUCGAGGAAAUCGCCGACGAACGACUCUGACUCUGGAGGCUCUGGCGGAACGGGUGAAAAUGGUGGAAAGAGCGCGACGAGUGCGAAGUCCAAUUCCACCUUGACCGGAGUCAAGGCUGAACCAGCUACUGUUGCGAGCGUUCAGGCACUGCAGACGCAGGUGACGCAACGUUGGCUGAAUGACUUGCAAUACGUAGAUGAUGGGAACGCCCGUCAAGCUGCGAGUGCGAGAGUGGGCGCAGUGACCGUGCAAAGACCGUCGGCGAGCGGCUCGCAACCGCAGCCUCAAGGUUCUGGAGCAAGCAACGCAUCCGCCAUGCCUUGGACGCAAGGGCAAACCUCGCGCGUGACUCCAGUAUCAUCCGCGUCUGGAUUUCAACCCGCCUUGACAAGUGCUUUUACACCAUCCAUGGCAGCACCGCGAAUGGCUAUGAACAUGUUUGGUGCCCACCCGAUGAUGAAUCAGCCCAUGAACCCAGCUUGGCUAUCGAUGAUGAAUCGUUUUGGUUCUAGCGUUCAGCCGAGCGGCGCCCCGUCACGUGGACCGGGAACGCCUCAGGCCCACGAGGCGUUCAUGAAGGCAUUGGACACCUUGGGUGGUGGAUCUUCCGAACCACCGAACUAAAACCGUCACAAAUCAAUAAAUUCAAUUUUCCGAAUUCUCUUCCAGAAGAGUUGUAUACCGCCUUUUACUUUUAACACCAUCGAGCUUGGCGCGCAUAUAUGUAUUUCGAUCUCUAUUCUUUCGUUCUGGGAGCCGCCAUGGCUCUCCGGCGUGUUAUUAAUAAA
This is a messenger RNA of Ostreococcus lucimarinus CCE9901, 3091 nucleotides long. RefSeq lists its product with no specific name. Gene Ontology annotation, biological process: phosphorelay signal transduction system; regulation of DNA-templated transcription. The transcript has a single exon. NCBI's taxonomy places the organism in Eukaryota, Viridiplantae, Chlorophyta, Mamiellophyceae, Mamiellales, Bathycoccaceae. The coding region runs from base 261 to 2927 and encodes 888 amino acids. The record is from RefSeq and is a predicted model, not a curated record. Gene Ontology annotation, molecular function: DNA binding; DNA-binding transcription factor activity.